Solenopsis invicta (red fire ant) is the source of this 3336-nucleotide messenger RNA. It is a transcript of the gene vari, whose product is annotated as MAGUK p55 subfamily member 2. The record is from RefSeq and is a predicted model, not a curated record. Gene Ontology annotation, cellular component: cell-cell junction; plasma membrane. NCBI's taxonomy places the organism in Eukaryota, Metazoa, Arthropoda, Insecta, Hymenoptera, Formicidae. Gene Ontology annotation, molecular function: protein binding. The transcript has 8 exons. The coding region runs from base 516 to 2228 and encodes 570 amino acids.
GAACUGUAAAUGAUUAUUAAUGAUAUAAUUAAUUAUUAAUGAUAUAAUUAAAGCGCAGAUAAUUUAAAUAGUGAUUUACAAUUCAUGAUAACAAUGUCAACUUCGUGAAUCUUAAAUUUCAAAUCUCGAAUUUGCUUUCCGCAUUUAACAGAGAGGAAAAGUUAAGUGGUGCUUCAACCUCAAGAUAACAAUUUACGUGGCAAAAAUGUGAUGUAGAUAACGUAAAGGAGUAAUAAUGAGAAUGUGAAAGCGUGAAUAAACUUGCGACAAAAUUUCGUCGAAAUCGCAAAGACUGUCCGGCAAGAGUCUCGUAUUCCGGAAGAGGGCACAAAGCUGAAUGUCGCUAUCAUGGUUUUCUUCGGAAGAAAGGAGAAGCUGGAGGAUCGGCGAUUGUUGGCGAGCAUGGACGCUAUGAACGGCGCGAUUAACCAUCAAAUCGACAAUGGUAAAGUUUGUCGCACGGCGGAACAUCGAUACGCAACGGUACCAUUCUCGUUUCGCAUGGCGCUGCGUUCAUGCACGUGCGCGACAACAUCGAGGAACUGGGCAAAGUUGCUGACGAUACGGAUUUGCUGUUUCUGAAGGGCCUUCUUGACAGUCCGGUCGUCACAUCCCUUGUGAAGGUGCAAGAGCGUCUCGAGGACCCGCCGGUGCCCGUGGAGCCGGUAUGCUCAUCCAUCUGUGACAUCGUCGACGAAGUGUGUCACGCCUUCCGAGUCUCCAGGGAUCCGUACGCCAGAGAGUUGGUGAAUCUUCUCGGUAACGCACAUUUGAGAGCGCUCCUGGAGACGCACGACGCGGUUGUGGAACGCAGAGAAGAGACGCUUUCUAAACUGCCCGAUCCUCCCGCGUCGACGAUGCCGACCAACAAAAAGGAGGAGAUACCUAUCAGGGUAGUCGGCCUUCGGAGACAGCCGGAUGAACCCCUGGGUUUGACGGUGCAAGUAGAUGAGUCUGGGAAUAUGAUCAUCGCUAGGAUCCUCGGUGGCAGCACAGCGGCUCGUCAAGAGCUCCUGAAGACAGGCGAGGUAAUACUCGAAGUCAACGGUAAAAGAGUUCGAAACCCUGAGGAGCUCCAGCAGGCAAUUCAAGAUGCCAAAGAAAAUCUAUCUCUAAAACUGGCUCCAGGUAUUGCUUCGGAUGUAAACCGGCCCGUCAAGUCUACGUGUUACAUGAGGGCCCUCUUCGAUUACGAUCCUUCAGAGGACACUCUUCUGCCUUGUCGAGAGAUUGGUCUGCCUUUUCAGAAAGGUGACAUUCUCCAAAUCGUUGAUCAGGCUGAUCCGAAUUGGUGGCAAGCGCGAAGAGUGGAGGGUGAGAGUCUCGGAUCGCCCGGGUUGAUACCUUCGCUUGAGCUAGAGGAACGCAGAAAGGCGUUCGUGCCGCCUGAGGCCGACUUCGUUCAUAAGAUCAGCAUCUGCGGCACCAGGAUAUCCAAGAAGAAGAAGAGAAAAAUGUAUCAAUCCAAGUCAAACGGUGAGUUCGACGCCGCCGAAUUACUCCUCUACGAGGAAGUCGCUCGGAUGCCACCAUUUCGACGCAAAACCUUGGCUCUAGUUGGCCCACGUGGCGUGGGUCGACGAACCCUGAAGAACAGGCUGAUCAACAGUGACCCCGAGAAGUUUGGCACUAUUGUACCCUAUACAUCGAGACCGCCUAGAGUGCUCGAGGAAGAUGGCAAAAGUUAUUGGUUCACCGAUCGCGAGUCAAUGGAGUCAGACAUCAGGGAGCACAGGUUUCUGGAGCAUGGCGAACACGGCGGACACCUGUACGGCACAAAACUGGAUUCGGUGCGGGAGCUGAUAAGGGCCGGCAAGAUGUGCGUGUUGGACUGUAGCCCGGCCGCGCUCAAAAUCCUUCACAAUAGCACGGAGUUUAUGCCCUACGUCAUAUUCAUCGCCGCGCCCGGAAUGGAACAGCUGAAGUCCUUGUACGAUCUCGGAAGAUCGACUGGUGCUAGCAGCCGAAAUCUAACGUUCGACCGCCAGAGUUCCAUCAGGUACAGCUCGAGGAGAGCCAGGACGCUAGAGUCCCUCGCAUCUUUAUACGAGGAGGACGAUUUAAAAUCCACGUUAGAAGAAUCCGCAGCUCUACAGAGAGCCUAUGAGAAAUACAUCGAUCAGGUGAUCGUGAACGAGGACUUUGACAAUACGUUCAGGCAGGUGAUCGCGGCUUUGGAUUCUUUAGCUACGGAGCAUCAAUGGGUGCCAGUCAAUUGGAUCUACUAAUCGAUUCCUGAACGCAGCGUACGGCAUCGGUAGAUUCAAGAAUCAAGAAGUCAAGAUAGCUGCAAAGAGUUUUAUCAUACGGAUGAGAAAACGAUUUUUUAUUACUGCCUACGUUACGUAUGAAAACGGCGAAAUCAUACUUCCGAAAAAAAUAUUCGGAAUUACUCAGGUAGCAAAGUUGCGUCGAUUUAAUGUCAUUAAUUAGAUAAAUCUAUGACAAAUCUGACGAAUCUUGAUGUCAAAGACAUCAUAAAAAUGACGUAAAUUUAUCACAGCCACGUAACGUCAUGUAUAUGUAGAAAAUACGCUAUUAUUUUCAUGUUUUGUACCAAACUAAAUGAUCAAUGAUGUUACUAGUACGUCGUCGAUUAAUAAACUGGUCAAAUGUCAUAAUUAGUACGACAUUGUAAAUAUAUCGUGGGAUGAAUAAAUAAAAGACGUCAUUAAUUUGUCAAGAAAAUAACGUCAUUACAUCUUAAAUAGAUAACAUGACAUGACAUCAAUAAUCUGAAAUGACUAACUAAUGACAUAAAAAGAUGACGAUAGUUUACUACCUAAGCAAACUCCGUUCGUCGCGCGGCUACGAAAACACAAAACACACGUAUUGUAAUUAAGAGUACAAAGAAUGUUAUGAAUAUCUCACGCCGUGCGAAGCGAUAUCGAUGCGUUGUCGCGUAAAGGACGCAAUCGAGAAUCUCAUUAUCAUCGUUUAAUAAUUAAAUAUACAGCGUUUGCAUUAGUUCAUAAAUUUACAAACGACCCGUUCUGCAUAAAAAUUUCAUUGAUUUUAAUUUUGCAAAUUACUGUUUUAGUAGAAAAAAUUUACUAAAAAUUCGCUGAAAUUUUGCUGAAAGUAAUAUUUUAGCUGAAAAAUUGGAUGAAAUUUUGCUGCAAUUUCACUGAAAUUAAUUUUUACAGUAAAAAUAGUGAAAAAUUAAAUUGACGUUUCUCCACAAAUUUAUCCGAAAUUUCUCUAAAAAUUUACUGAAUCGUCGUUAACAUCCUUACUAAAAAUGAUUUUUACUGAAACUCUUGAAUGUUUGCUGAAAAUUCUAUGAAACUUCUAUGAAAAUAAAUUAAAAUUUUUCCAAAAACUGUUCUAAAAAUG